Messenger RNA from Mytilus trossulus (common blue mussel), 887 nucleotides. RefSeq names its product ryncolin-2-like. The record is from RefSeq and is a predicted model, not a curated record. NCBI's taxonomy places the organism in Eukaryota, Metazoa, Mollusca, Bivalvia, Mytilida, Mytilidae. The transcript has 6 exons. Bases 69 to 830 code for a protein of 253 amino acids.
CCAACAUGUAUCAUUCUAUUGUACAUACACCGUUCAUACUGUUGUCUAUUUUUGUAUUGAAAGUGUGAAUGACAAUAAGAAAUGCCGAUAGAAAUCUUCUAACAACUUCAUCUGAUUCUGGUGUUUGCUUUUAUGGAAAAACGGCUGAACGAGUACUCAGCAUCUUGGCAACUGGUAGAUACAGAUCUUUAAUACCUUCAGAAAAAACAGUUCAGGACUGCUCGGAUUUACGCCGAUGGUGUAAACAAGAUGAAAGUGGGGUGUACAAAAUCUACCCGGCAGGUGGCGAUGGAUUUAAGGCAUACUGUGAUAUGAAGACGGAUGGGGGAGGAUGGACGGUUUUUCAGCACAGGCAAGACGGUAAAGUAGAUUUUUACAAAGGAUGGGAAGACUAUGUGAACGGAUUUGGUAAUCUGAAAACGGAAUUUUGGUUAGGUAAUGACAAACUGCACAAACUAACAUCUAAUGGACAUUACGAGCUCAGAGUCGAUCUGGAGGAUUUUAAUGGCGACAGAGCCUAUGCCAAAUAUUCUAACUUCUACAUUGGUGACAGGUCAACUAACUACAAACUUACAGUGAAGGGUUGCAGUGGAACGGCAGGUGAUUCUCUAAAGCACCAUAAUAAUCGGCCUUUCUCGACAAAAGAUAAGGAUCAUACCGCUGACUGUGCUGACAAGUACAAAGGGGCUUGGUGGUAUGGAACCUGUCAUCACGCUAAUCUGAAUGGACUGUAUCUAGGAAAUAAAAAGGAUACCAAAGGAAUGCGUUGGGCUCAUUGGAAAGCAACUCAAUCAAUGAAGACCACAACAAUGAAGAUUCGUAGAGUAUGAAAGUAACACAGUUGGUUAAACUUUUGAAAAAUAAAAAAAAAUAUUGCAUACUCUGUA